AACCUUGCAGAGGAGUAGAGCGGACCUUAGACUCUCCUGUUGAGAAUUCAAAGAUUCAUCUCUGAAGAAAACCAGGAGACACCAUGGGAGGCAAAGUGAGCAAGAAAAAGAAGGGGUCUGAGGUCAAUGACAUAAAAGACAAAACUGAGGAGGCUGUAGGAAGCCAGGUGGAGAAUCAGGAAGAGGCAAAGCCUGAAGUUGCUGCGGACAUUUCUGCUGAGCCCACAGUGGAGGCUGCGACUGUUUCACAAGAGGUUUCAUCAUCUCCAGACACCACAACAGAGGCAUCUAAAGAGGAAGUAGAGCAACCUGCACCUGAACCCCAAGAAGCCACCCAGGCCCCUGCUACAGAAAGCCAGGAGGUGACGAAUGCAGCAUCAGCAGAAGUCCCUGUUGUCACCUCCACUCCAGCUGAGACAGAGGAAGCCAUGAGCCCUGCAGCUGAGCCAGCUGCUGAUGCUCCAGCAGAGAAAAUGGAAACGAGCCCUGUGCCAGCAGCACCUGAGCCCAAACCAGAGACUGUUGCUCAACAAGAAGUCACCAUUGAAGAAAGCCUCACAGCAAAGAUAGGCGAAGCACCUGAGCCCAUUGCAGAUGAGGUACAAGAGGUGGUGACGGAGACAAAACCUGAAGAAGGAUCUGGCACUACAGAAGCUGAAAGUGCUCCAGAAUCCAUCCCAGAGCCUGUGCCUGAGGGUGAGACGGAAGUAACAUCUGAAACAGUCACACCUGCAGCACUUGAAGAUAACCUUGAGCAUGUACCCCAGCAAGAAGUCAAAGCUGAAGCGCUAAGCAGUGCUCUGAGCUCAGAAGCACCAGGUGAAGGCCUACAAGACCGUGAAGAGGCAGCUUCUGCUGUAGCAACAGAGCCAGUCCCAGAUGUGGCUGUUUCAGACUUGAUUACUACUAUAGUCAGCGAGACGGUGGAGGCAGCUGACAACACUGCAGAGGUGCCUACCCCCUCACCUGCAGAGAUUGAGGCCACGGCUAAUCCAGACGUGGCAGCAGAUGAUGCCGGACCUCUGAGCGAGGAGGUGAAGAUGGAGAAUGGAGACUGUGAAAUCGCUGACUCCUCAGAAGAGGCAGCCGGGCCCGCCACACUUGAGCAGACUGGAGAGUGUCAGGAACAAGCACCAGACCCAGCUUUUGAAAAAUUCACAGAAGAAUGCAUCAAUGGAAUUGGCAUACCUGACGAGCCUGCCAAAGAGCAAUCUGACUGUGAAUUAAAGAAGGACUUGAACCUGACAGCUGACACAGAGCUCCCUGGAGCCAUUGGUGAGAUGGCUGAAGCCGUAAGUGCCGCUGUGAAUCAGGUUGUUGACCUUGUGUGAAAAACUAAUAUAAAAUUAAUUUGAUAACAAUACUUAUAUUUUAAAAAAACACAGGCUUCUGAAAAUAAAUGUUGAAAUGCCUAUUAUGGUAACUCAGGCCAAGGAAUUUCUGGUUAACCAAAAAAGAAAUACAACCACUGAAAUCAAAAGAGAAGGAACAAGGAAAUGAGUGUUUGCUUUAUGUGAGAGAAGCAGGCAGUGUUUGCAGUGCGUAAAGUGGAAAGCCAGUCAUUUUGAGAGAUGCCUACUGAAAACUUUAAACUGGACAGCACAACAAAAACUGGACACCCAUAUUGGAAAUAACAAAUGGAAUGAAUAGUCUUGUCUUUGUGUCUCAUCCUGUUGAAUAUUAAAAAUGGUUUAUUGGUUUAGCAUUUAAUAGUAUAUAAUCUAAUAUAGACUUUCGCAUAUCCUUCCCUUAACUCUGUAAAAAAAAAAAAUAAAGGGAGAAAAGUGAAAUUUUCACGAUGGGAGAAAAACAGUGAGGAAUGUUCAUAUUAACUUGACAGCUUGGCUUAGAAAAUAAAAAAGAUUGUUUUACCUUAAA
Molecule: messenger RNA, 1878 nt
Organism: Megalops cyprinoides (Indo-Pacific tarpon)
Lineage: Eukaryota; Metazoa; Chordata; Actinopteri; Elopiformes; Megalopidae
Product: fibrous sheath CABYR-binding protein-like
Exons: 2
Coding region: 84-1331 (415 amino acids)
Source: RefSeq, a predicted model, not a curated record